AAAAACACUUUUAUAGACUAGGAGCGGCGCUUUCGGGCAUUCGAAUUUCAGUGGUUGUAGUGUCAACACCAUUGAGGACCUCUCCACGACUACUGUACGAUUCCGACCAGGUCGACUAAAUCAAGAUGCCUUUCAAGCCUAUCGAAAACCCCAAAUGCCCCAAGUGCCAGAAGUCCGUCUACGCCGCUGAGGAACGCGUAGCCGGCGGCUACAAAUGGCACAAGUCCUGCUUCAAGUGCGGAAUGUGCGGCAAGAUGCUCGACUCCACCAACUGCACAGAGCACGAGGCCGAGCUGUACUGCAAGAACUGCCACGCGCGUAAAUUCGGCCCUAAGGGCUACGGUUUCGGCGGUGGCGCCGGCUGCCUCAGCAUGGACACCGGUUCUCAUCUCCAGCAAGGCGACGACAUCGUCACUUCCCGAGCCCCCCUUCUACCCAAGGCCAUCGCCAAGGCCCCCGAAGGCGAAGGAUGCCCCCGAUGCGGAGGCUACGUCUACGCCGCCGAACAAAUGCUAGCCAGAGGAAGAGCGUUCCACAAGUCCUGUUUCAAAUGUGGACUGUGUACUAAAGGGCUGGACUCCUUUAACGUCACUGAAGGUCCUGACAAGGAUAUCUAUUGUAAAGUUUGUUACGGAAAGAAAUUCGGCCCGAAGGGAUAUGGUUACGGCCAAGGCGGUGGCACUCUUCAGAGCGAUUUAACCGCAGACAGCGAGCAGGCGCCCAGGACCACGGUGAUCGACACCGCCUGCAUCAAGGCUCCCCCAGGUCAAGGCUGUCCUCGUUGCGGCGGCGUCGUCUUCGCCGCGGAAGAGGUCCUCGCCAAAGGAAGACCUUGGCAUCGCAAAUGCUUCAAGUGUAAGGACUGCAAAAAGACCCUGGACUCGAUCAUCGCUUGCGACGGACCCGAUAGCGAUGUCUAUUGUAAGACUUGCUACGGCAAGAAGUGGGGCCCUCAUGGAUACGGCUUCGCUUGCGGCUCAGGUUUUCUACAGACUGAUGGGCUAACCGAAGACGAGAUAUCUCAGCAACGACCUUUCUAUAACCCCGACACGACCUCUAUCAAGGCUCCACCUGGACAAGGUUGCCCAAGAUGCGGAGGAAUGGUUUUCGCUGCCGAACAGCAACUGGCUAAAGGAACGAUGUGGCACAAGAAGUGCUUCAACUGCGCCGAGUGCCACCGCCCCCUUGAUUCCGUUCUGGCUUGCGACGGUCCCGACCGGGAGAUCCACUGCAGGGCUUGCUACGGCAAGCUGUUCGGCCCUAAAGGGUUCGGGUUCGGUCACACCCCCACCCUGGUGUGCGCCGACGGAGCCCCCGCCGCCAUCCACAACGACGCCAGGCCCAACAGCGGUCCCAAGGCCGCCCCCGGGCAAGGCUGCCGUCGUUGCGGCUACGCCGUCUACGCCGCUGAGCAGAUGCUCAGCAAGAACGGCAUCUGGCACAAAAGGUGCUUCAGCUGCGUUGAAUGCAAGCGCUCUCUGGACUCCACCAACCAGAACGACGCCCCCGACGGCGAGAUUUACUGCCGAGGCUGCUACGGCAGGAAUUUCGGGCCCAAAGGGGUCGGUUUCGGGAUGGGUGCUGGUGCUUUGACGAUGGCUUAGGACGUCGAGUUUUUCGGGCACGCUCGGCCGGCCCGGUCAGCUGGGGCCGGUCGAGGGUGUACUAUCUUUUAGCUUGUGGUUUUAGCACGAAUAAUCAUAUUACUAAAAUGAUGCUUGAGAACGCAUAUUUUUUGAGAAAUCGAUUUUUUUGGAAUUCCAUUUUUGAUAGAGGAGACGCCAGAAAGGGAACAAGACUCGAACGGCUUAUUCCGUUUAUAACCAGUUGUUUAAGAAUUAUGAAAGACUUCCUCGAACGACCAGGGUAAACCUGAGAUUUUUUUGUACAUAUCUACACCGGCCACAAUGUUGGUCUAUAUACGGCUUUGCGCUUCGCUAUGUACUCGAUUGUUUUUAUGCUAUUUACAACGUAAGUCAUUUUUGUCUAGAUGUACUUUAAUUGUAUAUUACGUUAAUAAAAAGCUAAUAAAAUUACCAAAAAAUCGACAA
This is a messenger RNA of Zophobas morio, 2051 nucleotides long. Its product is annotated as muscle LIM protein 1-like. The transcript is spliced from 9 exons. Gene Ontology annotation, cellular component: nucleus; cytoplasm; Z disc. The record is from RefSeq and is a predicted model, not a curated record. Gene Ontology annotation, molecular function: structural constituent of muscle; actinin binding. Lineage: Eukaryota; Metazoa; Arthropoda; Insecta; Coleoptera; Tenebrionidae. Gene Ontology annotation, biological process: sarcomere organization; muscle tissue development. The coding region runs from base 126 to 1604 and encodes 492 amino acids.